AUGGAAAGAAGACAAGGUAGAUCAAACAAUCAACAAUAAAAUAGAAAUAACAAUAAUCAAAGAUUCAAUGACAGACCAAAGACAAGCUUAUCUGCUGCUUCAACUCAAGAAGUAAUGAUCUAUACAAAUCAGUUCAAAGUAAACAUUAAAAAGAACAUGGCAGUGUAUCAAUAUGAAGUUAUUGUGACUCCAUCUGUUCAAGAGACUUAAGAAUAUCAUGAUAUUAUGCAUGCUGCAAGAAAGUCUUUUUGCCUCUCUAUAGGCACCUAUACAGUCAGUGGGAGAACAAUUUUUACUCCAGUUGAUUUGGGCGAGGAUGUGACUGUAGACCUAGACAUAUAUGGGAAAAAAUAUGAGAUUGUGAUUAACGCCUCUAGCAAAGUCUCAUUCAACUAGAAUAGCCUGGGAGAAAUAGGGAUGAACGAUAGAAUUUAAGUUAUGAACCUUAUUAACAACAUUCUUAAGAAUGCUCUAAGAGGAAUGGAUAAUCUUAGAUAAAUUGGGAAACUUCCAAAGUUCUUUGAUGAAUCUUAGGGUAGAUCAUUCUAUGAUGGCUUGAUACAAUCUUGCCCUGGAUUCAGAGCCUCUGCUUUUUCUUACUCAACAUAGAUGGCAGUGGUGCUAGAUAGCGUGAACAAAUUUAUCUACAACAAAACUUGUUUGGAAAUCAUUAGAGAAAUUGAGGAAGAUGAAACAAUCAAUCCAAAAGAUGUAAGAUAGAUUAUCUUGGACGAAUUCAUGUUUAAGUCUGUGAUUGGCAAAUGGGGUUAAAAAAUCCCAUACUUGGUCCUUGAUGUGAUUUUCGACAAAGAUCCCUAUACUUUCACCUUUGUGGACAAAAAUGGAGAUACAGUCACUAUGGCAGAGUACUUCAAAUCAAAGAUUGAAAUUGAAAACAAAAGAAAUGAUCCAAAGUCACUAAGAAGUAAGCCUCUGAACCCCAAACUAGAAAAGAAUCAACCUUUAUUUUUGGUAAAGAUGAAUGGAAAAGAAGUUCAUGUACCUCCUGAGUUAUGUAUAGUUGAUAAGCUUCCUAAUAGCAUCUCUAAUGACUUUAACACAAUGAGAGAGUUAUUGACAUCCUCUAGGAAAACCCCCAAUCAAAAGUUUAAUGCUAUUGAAGGCUUCAGCAAAAAGCUGUUUGCAUAGAAAAUUCUUAAAGAAUGGGGUAUUGAAGUAGAUAUGAAACCUAUGGAGUUCAAAUCAAAGGUCCUAGAGAGUCCUUUGGUUUAAUUAGGAGAUGGAACUGAGAAGAUAUGCUAGCAAAACGAUUUUAGAGCUCUAAGCAUACAAAAUUCUGUUACAUUAACUGAUUCUUAGUGGAUUCUAGCCUUUGAUUAAAGAAGUAGAACAUUAGGCUAAAAAGUUGAAGAUAUGUUGUAUCUGGCUUCACAAAAAUUAGGAAUGACUGUUGAAUACUCUCAUAAGAUGGAACUUAAAAACACCAGAGAUUGUUCUGAAUUCAAGAGAGAACUACAAGCAUACAUAAAAACAUAUGGCAAGCCUAUAAUAGUUGUUUUCAUUAUUCCAAAGGACGAUAAGUAUAAAGAUUUUAAAAAGAUUUGCUAUGAUGAGAGUGUGAAGAGCUAAGUUAUUAGCUUCAAAAUUGCAAACAAGAUUGAGCCUUCAAUUGCUUCUAAUAUCUUGAAAUAGAUAAACUCCAAACUAGGUGGCGACCUAUUCAAGAUCAAAUUCUCUAAGAACGUAAAUAAGAAGACUAUGGUUUGUGGAAUCGAUGUAUGCCAUGCUGGAAAUAAAUCUACAGUUGGAUUUUGUGCAACAAUUAAUAAGGAAAUGAGCCAAUAUUAUUCAAACAAAAUUUAUCAAGCUAAAAAAACUGAAAUCGUAUCGAAGUAGUUGAAAGCCUUGAUCAAACAAGCUUUACAGUCAUAUGAAAAUUUAAACGAUUCCUAUCCAGAACACAUCAUUAUCUAUAGAGAUGGUGUUGGAGAUCAACAAAGACGUGAUGUACUUCAAUCUGAAGUGACCUAAUUCAAAGACGCAAUAAAUGAGACAUAUAACAAAUCAAGCAAUAAGCCAAAGAUUACUGUGAUAGUAGUCAAUAAGAGAAUAAAUCAAAGAUUCUUCAUCGAAAAUCAUAAUCAAGAUCUUGAGAAUCCUCCUUCUGGUUGUGUGAUUGAUUCAACUACCGUUGGUGAAAUAACUUCAAAUCAAGAUUUUGACUUUUAUCUAAUUCCACAAAAGACAACUUAAGGAACAGUCAUUCCUACACACUUCUAUGUCAUUUAUAAUGACUCUCCACUAGAUAGAGCAACUAUUGAAAAAUUGACAUUUGAUUUGUGUUUCUACUAUUUCAAUUGGUCUGGAGCCAUCAAGGUCCCUGCUCCUUGCAUGUAUGCACACAAGAUUGCAGAACUAUACAGUACAUUGUAACACAAUAAGACAACAGAUGACUUGGACAUCUAACAAAGUCUCCACUUUUUAUGA
This is a messenger RNA of Stylonychia lemnae, 2448 nucleotides long. The record is from the annotation of a GenBank genome assembly. NCBI's taxonomy places the organism in Eukaryota, Ciliophora, Spirotrichea, Sporadotrichida, Oxytrichidae.